Molecule: messenger RNA, 1680 nt
Organism: Anopheles marshallii
Lineage: Eukaryota; Metazoa; Arthropoda; Insecta; Diptera; Culicidae
Gene: MICU3
Product: calcium uptake protein 2, mitochondrial
Exons: 11
Coding region: 1-1680 (559 amino acids)
Biological process (GO): mitochondrial calcium ion homeostasis; calcium import into the mitochondrion
Cellular component (GO): uniplex complex
Molecular function (GO): calcium ion binding
Source: RefSeq, a predicted model, not a curated record
AUGGCGAUGUACACAAACAGAAUUGUGCGUUGCUCGAAAUCAAACCCAUUUUUCUCGGUGUUAUCGCGUAAUUUCGGUAAUAGUUCCAGUGCCCGCAAAUGGUACCAACACCCGACCGUUCGGUACAUAUGUUUGGUGAGUGGUGGUUUGCUCGCGUUCACUGCCGCGACCUAUCGAAAUCGUCCCAGGGUCUAUGCGCUUCAGCUGCGAAAGGAUGAAAUUGCGGACAAGGCCAUUAAGCUCACGGCUCGCGAACGACGUUUCAUCAAGUUUGCCUCGGUCGAGUUCGAUGGACAGAUUUACAUGACACCGCAAGACUUUCUGGAGUCGGUCGUCGAACAGGAGCCGCGACCGCGGCUCAAAAGGAAGUCAUUAACGCAUGGCGAGAUUCAGCAGCUGAAAGAUUACACGCCACCGUUGAAGCACGGUUCGUCGCAGCUUUUCCGCAGCCUUCGCGACAAAGGCAUAAUUUCGUACACUGAGUAUCUCUUUCUGCUUUCCGUGCUUACAAAACCUCACUCCGGUUUCCGCAUUGCCUUCAACAUGUUCGACACCGACGGCAAUCAGCGGGUUGACAAGGAUGAGUUUCUUGUGAUUCGUCAGCUGCUCGGAGGAUCGCUGAAGGAUCGUGAUCUCGAUGAGGCCACGCGUCAAGCUCUGCUGCAUCUCGUGUCGACCAGCGCGCAAGCGAGAUUUUUACUGAAAAACGAUAACGAACGAAAGUCGCAAACUACUGUCGCUGAACAGCGCAAACCGGGUCAAACGUACGCUGCGGGCGGCGGCAGGGAUGGUGGUGAUGAGGGGGAAACAAAAACGCCACCGGUCAAGAAGGGUAUCACGGCACGAUUAAUGGAGAAAAUUUUCAGCUUCGCCUGGAAGGGAAAGCGUGGCAUUGAAAGCAAGGAAGGCGAAGAACCCGGAGAACACGAUGACUACGUAGACGACGAGCAAGGUCUACAGCGGAAGCAUAAGGUCGAUACAUCGCUACAGAUACACUUCUUCGGCAAGAAGGGUGAUAAAGAUCUGCAGUACGAUGGGUUCUAUAACUUCAUGAAGAACCUCCAGACCGAGGUACUCGAGCUGGAAUUUUGCGAAUUUUCCAAGGGCCACGAGCGCAUCUCGGAGGUGGAUUUUGCAAAAAUCCUGCUCCGCUACACGUAUCUGGAUACGGACGAGUACGACAACUACCUGGACCGUCUGCUGGACCGAGAGGCUAAAGAAAAGGGCGUAUCAUUCGAUGAGUUCCGACAAUUCUGCCAGUUUCUGAACAAUCUCGAUGACUUCUCGAUCGCGAUGCGCAUGUACACGCUUGCCGAUCAACCGAUUUCAAAAGAUGAAUUUUCUCGUGCAGUUAAAAUAUGCACCGGUUCGGAACUGAACUCGCACCUGAUCGACACCGUGUUUGCGAUCUUUGACGAGGACGGUGAUGGGCUGCUGUCGUACAAGGAAUUUAUCGCCAUCAUGAAGGAUCGCGUACAUCGCGGAUUCAAAGUAAGUCACUACGAGCACGUCGUCGAAGAUUAUCUGGAUGAUAUCGAGAAGGGUACGGUUUAUGCGGAUAACUUUCGGCAGCUGCUCAAAAUGCGGUCGCGGGCCUGCCGAAGGUUGCGCCGGUACUUGCUCUACUUUUACUAUCAUCCGGACCAUGGGCACAGUGAUAGCACGCGCCACUAUCGCUAG